Molecule: messenger RNA, 2770 nt
Organism: Bemisia tabaci
Lineage: Eukaryota; Metazoa; Arthropoda; Insecta; Hemiptera; Aleyrodidae
Source: RefSeq, a predicted model, not a curated record
GCUCCGAUACGGGCGAUCGGGUCCUGGAUCCGUCGCUUCAGUCUGAUACAUGCUGCUCAUCCUCGACGGAUCAAUUCCGAUUUGUGAAGGUCGAUUCCAAUACAGUUGGAUAGAAUUUUACGAUUUACAUUCACGUUGCAAAGUGAACUAGCUGAGCAUGAAUGCAGCUGACCGGAUAGACAUACAUCGAACUCAAAGGACCACGGAUGAAUGAAAUGAUGAGCUGACAGUGAUAGAAGAAUCUUGGGAUUGAACAAAAUCCAGAAGCAUAAUAAAAUACUAAUGCCUGAGCCAAUAUGUUUGUAUUUCCUAUCUACCUCAUUUUUAUGAUGACAUAUUUAAGAGCUCAAAAACCAGAUCAAAGAAAUUUAUUCAAUAAUGGAGGCUGGAUACCAAGAACAGAUCUUGCGAGUAAUAUUAACUCAAAAAAUCUUAAACAGACAUCCAAUAAUACGGACAAAGCAUUUGUUCCGUUGGAUAAACAUGAAAUUAAUGAAAAUAUUGAUUCCUUUACAGAUUUUGGUAAGGAUCAAAAGAACGAUAAAAUUGUCAUUCAAUCAAGAUCUCUCUACAGCAGGGUAAACAUUGAUGGAGGAGGAGUUUCCAGUUCCAAAGAUACACUGAUGAGGAGAAACUCAUUUGAGACCCAAAGCACGAACAUACCUUUGAUUGAAACUUUCAGGGAAAAAUUUCAAGAGCAAGAAAUAAUAGCUAGAAAAACUGAUACCAAUGAAUCCGAAAAAAGUAAAAUUAAAUUUUUGAUUGGUGCCAAAAAGGGACAUGAUUCAUCCACAGAAAAGCAUCAGAUGACUGAAAAGGAUGCAACUGUUGUCCGAUAUAAUGAUGAAAAAACUGAAAAGACGAAACAGAGCUUAUCUUCAGCACAAAAGUCAAGAGACGCAGGAUCAAAUAAUUCUACAAAAGCAUCUGCAUUAAAUAAGAUCUCAGAUCAAUUAAACUUGACAACCAAUUCCACUAAUAUUGUGGCCAAAAACUCGACUGGAAAAGUGACAAAAAUUGAUAUCAAGCCACAGCAACCUGUUUUGUCUGGCGAAAAACUCUCUCCGCCUUCAUUAAAAACAAAUAAGCCACUUAAAAAUGAUACAUCAAUAGUGUCUAGAUUUCGAAAACAAGUGCUAAACUGGCAGAGUCGAGGUCCUCCACGAUUUAGCAGUGUUGGUGCCUCACAUAGAAUUCCACCGACUCACAGCUACUCAACUCUUGCUCUUCAAGCACCAGAGCCAUUUUCACAAAAAAGGACCGAUUUUUUUUCACAGAGACCAUUGAAAUUAGCUCAGCCAUACCCUGCACAUAGUUUUAAACCCGGAACACCUGAAUAUUUGCCUGAUCGAGACUUUGGUCUUUUCGAUCGGCAAGACCAAGCAGGUCAGUUUUAUCCUCAAGGAUACCUUGCUCAGCCACUACCAAACAACAGUUCAUAUUAUAACACGCCAGUGGUGAAUUACUAUUAUCCAUCUGUAAGUUAUCAGCCAACUAGAGCGCCACAAGUUGAGCUAACAACACAAGCGUAUCCACCACUGGGUGUACCAUCACAAACCUACCAGGUUCCAGGCUACCAAUAUGGUCCACCUGACCAGAGCUACGGCCCCCCAGAGCUUCCAGAACUCCAGCCAAUUCAAGAGGCAAAGCCAUAUCGACCUCAAGGAUACUUUAGGAUCAUUCUAAAUGAUGAUAGGUGUGUGAUGAGUCGCCAGGUUGGAGCCGAGGCACUCAUCGAUGUUUCACUGCUGUUUAGGAGUCAAAAAAGCCAGCUGAAAAAUUGUGCCCUAAUGUUCUCAUCAACACUUAAUAUUGCUUUAUCAAGUAUGGUCCAGUCAGAUGACAACAUUACAACAGUUGAUUUGGUCCGUCAGCUAAAUCUACGACUGUUUACCGUCCUACCCGCUGGCCACAUCUCAGAAAUUAAGUCCCCAUGGUACAUGGAUGACACAUCACCUGGCCUGACAUUUGCAGACACGGGGACUAUAAUCAUCACGUUUCAGCCUAGCACACCUCUUAAUUUUCGACUUCUCAUAUUUUCCUACAGAGACACAAUUCCUCGCGUUCCAGGAAUUGUUACUUCCGUUCUUGUUGCCAAUGCAACUGCGCCCUUCAGUGAGACCACUCUCGUAGAAAUCCCAGAGUCUACUACUCAGAAACAGGAUGGACUAUUACCUACCACUGAGAAACAGGAUGAAUUAUUACCUACCACUGAGAAACAGGAUGAAUUAUUACCUACCACUGAAAAACAGGAUGAAUUAUUACCUACCACUGAGAAACAAAACACAACAUCAUCCACCACUGAAAAACCAGACGCAAUGGUAUCUUCCACGCCAGAACAGGAGUUUCUUGAAAUGUUAUAGUCAAGAAAGAGUUAAAUGACAACAGCAUAAUGUUUCAAAGUCACUGUUAUGUUGGAGUGAAUCUUUCACUUCCUAGAUAUAAGGUUCUGCUGAACACAGUCUUCAAAAAAAAGGCAUUCCUUGACAUUCACACUGAUUAAAGAUGCAAAGCUUGAUUUAAAUUGCUUUAGAUGGGAAAGAUAAACAGUAAUAAAAUUUCCUGUCGUUCUGACAUCCUGCCACUAAAUUAAAAAUGCAUUUUCAUUGUAUUUUAAUUAAUUUCAGUGCAGUCUUCAAACAGAAUUUUGAAAACUUCUAGGAUAUGAAUUGACAAAAUUUCGACUAUUUUCAGUUUUUCUAAACUACGAUUUUCUAUAAUUCAGUUCCAUUGAUAAAAUUUUUCCUAUGAACUGGUUGAUCAAGUCUCA